CGCAGAAAAAGUACGAAGCCAGCCUGGCCCUUAUAUCAUCAGUCCAUGUCUUGUGCGACGACGACGCAUCCAGCCCCCGUCCGGCCCAUCGCGCAAUCCACCGCCGCUCGCCACACCCGACGCUGCACACACCUCACACCUCCGACGCCUCGCGCCGCUCACGGAUAUAACGCGUUGCACAGCGGUAUCUCGCCACCCCAGCCAAGCAGAUACCACCACCAUGCCUAGUACGCCGGACCGCCCGCCAGCGGUGAGCCGCAGCAGUUCUGCGCCAGACGCAGGGCCAAGCGCCCCGCCCUUGGCGCUGGACUGCAUGGCAUACCCGCACCUCGUGGACCGAGUGUUCCAGCUCGCGGACCACCGCUCCCUCCUCGCCCUCCGCACCGCCUGCGCCGCGUGGCGCGACAAGGUCGACCGCCAGCUCUUUGAGCACGUCCUUGUCGCCAACGCGUCCGAGGCGGGGCCGUUCGCCGUCGUCGGUGUCGCGCUCUCGUUCGAUGUCACCUCGCCGAGUGGCAAGAUCCCAGGCUUCCCAGCACAAGACUAUGCCGAGUGGCGACGGCCGGCCGCGUCAGACAUGGCGCAGGCCGAGCGCGACCGCCGCGCUGCACUCCUCUCCCACGUCUUUGUGGCCGACGUGGCGAGCACGACAAGUAUAAUGAACCACUUUAUCCGUGGCGGGCCACCCAACCCGUUCGACCAGAGCUUUAGUAAACUUAAUACCGUCAGGUUGCUCCCUGACCACCUCAAGCACCUCGGCACAAAGGCCCUCACCCUCCAACGGCACUACAGCGUGCCUGGCCGCCCACGAAAGCUUGUCUUUCUCGACGACCUCGCCUGGCGCGGGGUCUACAAGCGCGUUGAUCGCCUCGUCUUCUUUGACCACUCGGGGGGCUCUCGUCCGGUAAACAUUGAAAAGGUCGUCAUCAAUGUCAAGUACGACCCCAAGCAGUUGUGGGGUGACUGGUAUGAUGAGCACCCCGCCGUACGUCCGACGACCCGGGACAUUGUCGUCAUCUACGCCCCUGCGACUGUCAAGGCCCCGCCGCAGCGGUUCCCCGGCCCCGUCGUCGACUGGGUCACAGAGCGCAACGCCACGCUGCAGCUCGAGACGAUCCGACACAUGGCGGACUCGGCGCGCACGGCCAAAGUGACGCUCGUCGGCAUCGACGAGAUCAUGCCCGAGCGGCUCGGCUGGCCCGCGUCCACCAAGCGCGCCGAGGUCAACCGCCGCAUCAUGUCCGAGGUGCAAGAGUACUGCGAGGGGCACGACCUCGCGACCGGGCCAGUAGCCAACACGUUUGAGAUCAUGUCGCGGUCCGACUACGCUUCGACACUCGGCCCGGGCGAGUACGAGCUCGAGACGGCCGAAUAG
Messenger RNA from Vanrija pseudolonga, 1375 nucleotides. RefSeq lists its product as uncharacterized. The transcript has 2 exons. NCBI's taxonomy places the organism in Eukaryota, Fungi, Basidiomycota, Tremellomycetes, Trichosporonales, Trichosporonaceae. Bases 221 to 1375 code for a protein of 384 amino acids. The record is from RefSeq and is a predicted model, not a curated record.